CUAACGGGGCCACACCGUGCGAUCAGCUUUCCACAGCCUUUGAGGAUGAGAUUUGAAGGUGUCUUCGCAACUCUACUGGUGCUGUGCGCCAUCUCAUAUUUACCAGGAAGCUUACAGAGAGGUGCUGAAGGCAACGUAGAUACACACAUGUCAGUUGGACAACUGAAUGACGAUGGGUGGUACGAGCAGUUGCUAAAUGGAGAACCCAAAGCAGAGACAAGUGAUCCAUCUGAAUCAACGACGUCUGAUUCAGGGGAGACAACGACAGAAGAUCCAGACGUGUCGACACCGCCGGACACGGACAGCGCGUUCUCUCCCGGCGGCAGCUCGUUGCUGACUGUGGGGGCCAUUCUCGUCACGCUGGUGGUCUCCUGGGGCCGGUAGGGGCGACCCCAGCGGUGGCACACUCUGUUGCCAGCUCUGCUCUCUCCAUCACCACGAGCACCUGUGAAACCCUGAUAACGCUACUUUUAGAACAUUUAUAGGAAGUCUUGAGCCCUCAAUAAACCCUCUUGAAUUCUGUCCCGUAUCUCUGUAGGCUCCUCAGGAAAUCUUACACCUGCGCUUCAUUUCAAAUAUUGUAAAUAACUACUAUUUAACGAAAUAUAUUUUUUAUACAUUAAUGUCUACAGUCUUGUAGGUGCGGCCACCUUUACUACACUUUUCAAGUACCAGUCACUAACAUUCUGAUAGAAAUGGUUUUCUUUCAAGGUAUGUGAGUCGUGUGCCGCUUACCCAUGAAAUUAACGGAUGAGAUGACUUUUCCAACUUUUUAUUUCUUUCUGUUUCUAUAGAUUCCUUUUUUAUGACACGAAAAUUUCAAUUCCAUUAGUGCGACUACUUCAGCAGAAUAUGCGUGUGAUUUCCACUGCAAGAAGUAAGGCAGGCUUGCUAAUACUGUGCGUGACCUAGUCGCCUCACGCACUAAGCACACCACUGCAUUCCAACUGAGAAGGGCGGAGGAUAAGACGAAAGCUCACAGCCAUAGAUUUACAACUAUGUGGCCACCACUAAAAAGAGGCGUGCCGUCUCCUAUGCUUGUUUAAACCGCUUUCAAGGAAAAAUAUAAACCGUGUAGUUCCCAUUACCAUACUAUAAUUCUUUAUAAUAUGGAUAAUAUUUCCCGCCAUAUCCCCUCUGUUCUCAGUUCAGUAAUGGUAUCACACACUGUAAAUAAAAAAAAUCUAUCUUUCUAAACUGAAUUUAUUUGUAUGUAUCAAACAUGUAUCACUUACUCAUGCUGGGCAUCUUGAAUGGUAUGUAAUGCAAAGAGAAUUAUUUAAUUAUACCUGUUUCGAAAUGAGAUUACUAGUGAU
Schistocerca nitens (vagrant locust) is the source of this 1316-nucleotide messenger RNA. RefSeq lists its product as uncharacterized. Lineage: Eukaryota; Metazoa; Arthropoda; Insecta; Orthoptera; Acrididae. The record is from RefSeq and is a predicted model, not a curated record. The transcript has 2 exons. The coding region runs from base 46 to 384 and encodes 112 amino acids.